AUGUCCCGACCAAUGGCUCGCCUCGUCCCCCGCCUUACGCGCGGCAUCAUCUCUUCCGCCGCCGCUCCCCGCCCCCAGGGCGCCGUUGGUGGCGUCGACCUCCGUGUCCUCAACGGCAUCGAUGGCUUUGUCGGAAAGGAGCAGAUGGACCGCGUCAACGAGUGGCAGGCUGGACUGUGGGAGCGUCUCUCGCAGGAGGUCCGGAACAACCCCGGUCUCACCUCGAUCAGGCAGAAGUGGGACAACGACAGGCUCGACAUGACCGACCUCCUGUCGUUCACUGCUCGUGAGCCCACGCUCUCGCUCGCCUUCAACUACGCUUCCCAGCUCAUCAACAACUCGUACUACCUCGAGGGCAUGAACGCCGAUGCCCCCAAGCCCAUCCCGGAGCACUUCCAGCACCUCGAGGACCGGGUGGCUGCCACGGCUGACGGCAUGGCGGGAAGCGGAUGGCUUUGGGCCGGCGACUCGCUCAACGACUUCGACGUUAUCCCCACCUUCGGCUCCGGAACGCUCCUGGUCACGAUGCGCCAGCAGCGCGGACGCCUGAGCACCGUCCCGGUCUACGGAACGCCGUCGAGCGUCGGCUCCUCGGCCCCCGCUGCCGAGACCGCCGAGCCGGCGAAGCGGGACGCCGCCAAGUCGGCUCCCCUUGCGGCCGGUAUUGUUAAGCCGGUUCGUGGUGGUGCCGCUGAGGUCACGCCCCUCGCCGUCUGCAACCUCUACGAGCACGCGUACCUCGGCGACCGGUACGGUGUGUUCGGCCGUGGUGACUUUGCCCGUGACUGGUUCAAGAACCUCGACUGGGACAAGGUCAUGAAGCGCACCGCCUCCGCGUCGUCUUGGUAG
Trichosporon asahii var. asahii CBS 2479 is the source of this 849-nucleotide messenger RNA. RefSeq lists its product as uncharacterized. NCBI's taxonomy places the organism in Eukaryota, Fungi, Basidiomycota, Tremellomycetes, Trichosporonales, Trichosporonaceae. The transcript is spliced from 3 exons. The record is from RefSeq and is a predicted model, not a curated record. Bases 1 to 849 code for a protein of 282 amino acids.